AUGUCUUGCGUCAAAUCUCUUCUCGAAAUCUCCACCGUCAGCCUCGUCCAUUCGUCCACGUGUGCCGCCCCGGAAGUGGCCGUGAUGUCGGCGGCUGAAAAGAAGAUCCGUCAGUGUGAGACGCGGCUGAAGGUGGUGAACGAGUCGCUGGCGCGUGUGAACCAGUUCCUGGACACCUACGCGGAAGAGAAGCAGAGUGAAGUUCCCCUCCGGUUGGGCAGACUGGAGAAAACGUUCGAGACGUUCGAGUCGCUGAUGGCGCAGUACGAGCAGAUGGACGACACCGACUUGUUCGAGAAGGGCUGCCUCCAACAGCGCGCGUCCGUGGAGGAGAUGUACUUCAAGUGCAAAGCCCGCUUGCUCGAGAAGUUGCCCCCUGAGGAAUCAAGAUCCCCCGCGCCCAUCUCUGAAACGAGUCGCCCUGCACUGCUGUCUGGCCUGUCGAACGUGAAGCUCCCGACAAUUACGCUCCCGGAGUUCGACGGCGACUACAGCAAGUGGCUCACGUUCCACGACACGUUCCUCUCCCUGAUCCACUCGUCGAGUGAGAUCUCGUGCGUGCAGAAGUUCCACUACCUCCGGUCGUCACUUUUUGGAGAAGCUGCUGGCAAGAUCGCGAAUUUGGAAAUCUCCGCGCAGGGCUACGCCAUCGCUUGGGAAACGCUCACCAAGUACUACAACGACAAGAACCUCCUGCGGAAGAAGCACAUCCGGACGUUGUUGAAGUACCCCAAGAUCCCCAACGACUCCGUCGAAGCGCUGCACCGGAUUGUCGACGAUUUCCAGUGUCACACGCAGACCUUGAAGCAGCUUGGGAACCGAUCGAGCAGAUGA
This is a messenger RNA of Culex quinquefasciatus (southern house mosquito), 834 nucleotides long. RefSeq lists its product as uncharacterized. The transcript has 2 exons. The record is from RefSeq and is a predicted model, not a curated record. The coding region runs from base 1 to 834 and encodes 277 amino acids. Lineage: Eukaryota; Metazoa; Arthropoda; Insecta; Diptera; Culicidae.